Messenger RNA from Paramecium octaurelia, 1297 nucleotides. Lineage: Eukaryota; Ciliophora; Oligohymenophorea; Peniculida; Parameciidae. The record is from the annotation of a GenBank genome assembly.
AUGAAAGACAAUUAUGAUCUAAUCACAACUUCUCAGGCCAUUUUCGAUGUAGUCAAAAGAGGAAAUUUGAUCGAAGAAACACGCAUUCAAUACGAAAUCAAAUGUAUUGGAACUGAAAUAGAAACAUCUUAAAUGUAAAAAUUCCAUAUUCAAUCUUCAAAGAGGAUAUGACACUGUUAAAUAUAAGUUUACAAUCACUAAAAUUGAUUUGUUAACAAAUAAUAAAAAGUCUCAUGAUUUUGUUAGAAGGUAUUAAAAAUAAAAUCUUAAACCAAUAGAUAUACGCAUUUCCUAUGGUUAUAAGACGAAUUGCAAAAUAAAUUAAUAGGAAGAAUUAUUCCCAGUCUUCCUGAAAAAUAGACUGGUUACGAUAAAGAUAAAAGGUAAUCAAUUAUAUAUAUAAUCAAAUAGAAAAUUAGAAUUUGUCUACUUUAUGUAAAAAAUAUUAAGUCACAAGAAAUUCUAAUCAGUUGAUUGCAUUGAACGAUUUUUUAGUGAAGAAUUAAAAGUACUUCAUCAUAUUGAAUUUUAUUCUAUAGGAAUAUGAGGCAUUUUAAUAAUAUAUCGACAAUAUGAAAGAGUCUCAAUCGGUGAUCAAUAAGGUUAUCAGUACAGGAUUAUCAUUCAUGAACAUGUUCUCAAGAGUGUACAAUUAUAACAAUAUUCAAAUAAUCCCUAGAAUUCCUGAUGAUUUUGAUAAAUAAUUUGAUGAAUGUAAAUUACUCAUAAUAUUGUUAAGAUAAGAAAGAAUUCGAAUUAAAUAAACUUAAUACUGAAAUCAUAACAUCGGAUCUUUAGAAAAUAGUGUAGAAAUUACAAAUUUAAACAAGAUCGUUAUCUAAUAGUUUUGAUAUAUUUAGUAAUUGACAUUAAUAAUUUAGUGACUGAGUGUUAAGGAACUGAAGAAUUUAACAUGCUAAAAAUAAUCAUAAAGAUCUAUGAGAGCUAUGAAAUUAAAUUAAGAUAAAAGUAUAUUUACAGGAUGGAAGCAAGCAUUAAAGAUUAUGAUCAAGCCAUCAAGUUGAUAAAUCUUUAUAAGGACUUAAAGGAUUAGAUCAACAAAGAUACUCAAUUAAUCAAUAAUCCAAAUUACAGAUCAUAAAUAGAUGAACUGAAAUUGCAAAUUAGUAAUAACAAGUAGAAGGUAGAAUAAUUGAACACGAACUUUAAUGAUGAUAUUAAUAUCUUUAGAUAACAGUAAAGUUGGUGUUUGAAUGAUGUGCAAAAAUAUUUUUAAAAUGAUUUGAAAGAUUGUUAUGAUUCAAUUAAAUCAUAGAAAACUGUUGAGCACUUUUGA